Coffea arabica (coffee) is the source of this 3316-nucleotide messenger RNA. RefSeq lists its product as uncharacterized. The record is from RefSeq and is a predicted model, not a curated record. NCBI's taxonomy places the organism in Eukaryota, Viridiplantae, Streptophyta, Magnoliopsida, Gentianales, Rubiaceae.
UUCCCAUCAAGAAACAAAUAUACUCUUCCUCAUUUCCUCACCGAAGGUACAGUUCGGGCGACCGCCGGCAAUCCGUCCGUUGUCAUUCCCUACGGAGACGUAGUUCCCUUUUCACCCAAGGGUUGCUGGAUUGAACAAGCAGAAAGACAAUUUUUCACGUUUCUUCGUGAUAUUCUAUGUCUAGCACCAUUUCCAGGAAGAAUAUAUUACUUGCAACGGUAAACCAAGCCACUUCCCAUGUUAUAUUUAGAAAUUACCUUUGCUGUUUUUCUGCCUUCUGUAGUCACUCUCUGGUGAGGCAGUACCAUUUCAUUCGAGAAAGGGAUUUUGAUCAGGGACAAGAAUGCAUAGAUUUGAAAAGAGAUUUCGAUUUUCAUCUUCUUAUGCAUAAAAUUAAUGGUGUAAACAGUGAAGAUGAGGUUUUUCAGGUUCUCAUGCAAGACCCUGCUUGUGAUGCUACAAAGAUAACUGAUGAACUUAUUAAUAGGCUGCUGCACAGGUUAAAGGAUGAUUGGAAGUCUGCAUUGGGUGUUUUCAGAUGGGCAGAAUUACAUCGAGGCUAUAAGCCCUUGCCAAAUUUAUAUGAUAAAGUGGUGGACACAUUGGGAAGAAUGAAACAGAUGGAAAAGAUGUGUGCUUUUGUAGAUGAAAUGAACAUGGCUCAUCUUGUCUCGCUUAGUACCAUAGCAAAGGUUAUGAGAAGAUUUGCUGGUGCAGGAGAGUGGGAAGAUGCUGUAAGGAUAUUUGAUGAGUUGGAAAAGUUCGGGUUGCAGAAGAAUACAGAAUCCAUGAAUUUGUUAUUUGACACACUUUGCAAAGAGAAAAAAGUUGGGCAGGCUCGGGAAAUUUUCUUGAAGCUUAAAUCGCACAUCCCCCCAGAUGCUCGUACUUUUAACAUAUUUAUUCAUGGUUGGUGCAAAAUUAAUAGGGUCGAAGAGGCACACUGGACAAUUGAAGAGAUGAAAGGUCAUGGUUUUCGGCCCACUGUUAUCAGCUACUCAACCAUUAUUCAGUUCUACUGCCAUCAAUUUAACUUCAGUAGGGUGUAUGAGCUGCUUGAUGAAAUGAAAGAUCAAAAGUGCACCCCAAAUGUUGUGACUUUCACCACAAUCAUGCAUUCAUUAACGAAGUCUGGGGCACUUGAGGAAUCCUUGCGGAUAAUUGAUAGAAUGAAAUCUGUUGGAUGUAAAGCUGAUACACUGUUCUACAAUGCUUUUCUUUAUACUUUAGGCAGGGCUGGACGAAUUAGUGAUGCUAUUCAUGUUUUCAAGGUAGAAAUGCCCCAGAUGGGGGUUGCCCCAAGUACAUCAACGUACAAUACAAUGAUUUCAAUGCUUUGUCAGCAGGAACGAGAAGAAUUGGCGUUGGAGUUUCUCAGGGAUAUGGAAAAGUCGACUUAUUGUAAGCCUGAAGUGCAGACAUAUUUUCCUCUGCUCAAGGCAUGCUUUAAAGGUGGAAACAAAGAUGAUCGCUUGAGUAUGCUGCUGGAUGAGAUGUCUAGCAAGCAUCAUCUGAGUUUUGAUUUGUCAACUUAUGCACUUCUGGUCCAUGGGCUGUGCAAAGUAAAUAAACCUGAAGAGGCAUAUAAUUACUUCACGAAAAUGAUAGCUCAAGACAUAACCCCUCGAUAUGUUACCUGUCGCUUGCUCCUGGAUGAACUUAGACAAAACAAGAAGCAUGAUGCUGCUACAAGGGUUGAAGACUUCAUGAAGAAAAUGAAAUCCUCUUGACCAUCAACAUUUCUUGGUAUUGUGCUUUUAUGCCCUCAAUUAACUAGCUAACACUCGUACCAUAUAAAUCCACACAAGGCCCCGGAUCUCUGCAAUUUAAACAACUUGGUCUUAUUUCAUCUCAGGACGUAAAAGAGUUUAUUCAGUUAUCUGCACUGUGUUUCUGUACAUGCACAAGCAUAAUGCUUCAUAAAUUUUGGUUUGUAGAGUGCAAUUUUCCCCCAUGUGCAGUUGUAUCAAUUGAUCAAACGUUCACUUACUUAGAGAUGAAAAUUGCAUUUUAGCUACGCUGGAAAUCUAAAACUGCAACGCAUGCAUUAGAGAUAAUUCUGCCAAGUUCAAUAUCAGUUUGUUUAGUUCUUGUACGCUACAGAAUACCUUACCGGGUUGACAUAUGCAUUGGGAAUUGAUAUUGCUAGAGUGCGUUAUGUUAUCAAUACCAAUAUACCAUCAAGUAUUUGUACUCUAACAGCAAAGGAAUAGAAAGCUUCCCAGCUUUUGCAGAAGAAACAGAGUCAUCUAGCAUCAGCAAAGUUGUCGAGACAACCUUUGAGUAUUUUAAACUGUUCAGGGAUUCUGUGGGACGUAUACGAACGAAUAAUUGUGUUCAAAGAAGAAAAAGACAUGUUCGCUGGAAAUGAUUUUUUUUUUUCGGAACGCCUCAAGCAAGGAACCAUCGAUGAAAGACCAGUCUCUUCUUCGGGGCAGUGAUAACAAACCAUCUCCAGCGACAUCUCAUCAGCAAACAAAUCCCUUCUUCGCCGGCGGCAUCUCCAACUACGGCGGCCAAUAUCAACGGCUCAUCCCCACUCUGGCAGCGACAUCUCAUUCCCGUUCCUACAAUAGCAUUUUCAACAAAGGUGAAGACUCCUUAAGUAUUUCCAGAGUGGUUAUCCUUUUCAGGUUCGGGGAUACAGCAAUGAGUCAUACCAAAACCAGGAUGGAAGAAGCAUGGACCAUCGAGGAAGUAGCCUUUAAUGCUCCUGGUCUGUCGGGAGAGUGUUUCAUUCCACCUGCUGAGUUGAGAUUGGGUUCUCUCAGCGAAGCAUGUGAACUUCCUCAAGGAGAGAGGGCAAGGACAGCGGCUGCAGCAGCAGCUUAUCGGGCUGAGGUUGUUGCGCUGGAGAAAUUACAGGAGAGCAAUGUCAACAAUAUUGUACUCAAGAUGGAUAUUUAAGACAUGAAACUGGUUAGUAGCUUCUUAGUCACACAGUAGGCUAGUUUAUUUGCACAAAUAGACCGACGAAAGGAUGUAAGUUAGUUAGCUAGGAACUCAGUUGAUCGAAGAAUUUUGAACUUGAAUACAGAUCUUUCUGAAGUGUAUAUAUUAAACUAGAUAUCUGCCUUGAAAUGAAACUCUCAGUCAGCAGUUUCUUGCUAGUGGAGGCUUAUGUUAGUACCCGCAGGGCACUUUCAAGCUCAGUUGAGCUGUAACUUUUUAACAUUUGAGAUUUCGCUCUUGUAAAAUCUCGUCUCAACUGUAAUAUUGAAUAUGGUCAUCCUUUUCUGUCAUGGUUUUGUAUUAUUUAUGGUUGUACUGGCAUCCAAAUAUUAACUAUCGGUACUGAAAAGCUGUUUGCGUGAGA